Messenger RNA from Mus musculus (house mouse), 2483 nucleotides. RefSeq names its product solute carrier family 17 (sodium phosphate), member 4 (gene Slc17a4). The transcript has 12 exons. Gene Ontology annotation, biological process: sodium-dependent phosphate transport; transmembrane transport; urate transport. Gene Ontology annotation, molecular function: thyroid hormone transmembrane transporter activity; transmembrane transporter activity; urate transmembrane transporter activity. Bases 119 to 1597 code for a protein of 492 amino acids. Lineage: Eukaryota; Metazoa; Chordata; Mammalia; Rodentia; Muridae. Gene Ontology annotation, cellular component: brush border membrane; apical plasma membrane; plasma membrane. The record is from RefSeq and is marked validated.
UCACUCCUCUGGGUUAGACAGCUGCAGAAAGCUGAGAAACCGAUAGGAUCCCAGCCAAGAGCCGGCUCUCCGCCUUCCUCAGAACAUAGAUGCUGGACCUUAGAAGAAGAAAGUCAAAAUGUCUACUGGAGCAGACCUGAAAGCAAGAGAGGGAGACAUUCCCAGUGACAACAUGACCCAAGAACAAUCCUUCAAGAAAGGCUUCUGCUCACUGCGGCAUGGUCUGGCCUUCAUCUUGCAUCUCUGUAAUUUUUCUAUUUAUACCCAACAAAUGAACUUGAGCUUUGCCAUAACCGCCAUGGUGAAUACCACAGUAGCAUCCAGCCAGCUCAAUGCUUCCACAGAAAGACCUCCCACUAACUCCCAGGAUGUCUGGAAUGAAACACUGCAGGAAUCUAAGGCUCCUGUUUAUGACUGGACACCUGAGAUCCAGGGGAUCCUCCUCAGCUCCCUCAGCUAUGGAUCGUUCAUAGCUCCAAUCCCCACUGGCUAUGUGGCUGGAGUAUUUGGAGCCAAGUACGUGGUUGGUCUGGGCUUGUUAAUUUCUUCAGUCCUGACUCUCUUCAUUCCACUGGCAGCUGAUGCUGGAGUAGCCUUGCUCAUUGUCCUCCGGGUCAUCCAAGGCAUGGCUCAGGUUAUGGUAUUAACAGGUCAGUACUCACUGUGGGCCAAAUGGGCUCCCCCACAGGAAAGGAGUCAACUCAUCACCAUCGCUGCAUCAGGGUCAAUGCUUGGGACCUUCCUUGUCCUUAUUGCUGGUGGUCUUAUUUGUCAGGCCCUCGGAUGGCCUUAUAUAUUCUACAUCUUUGGUGGAAUUGGCUGUGCCUGUUGCCUGCUCUGGUUCCCUCUCGUAUAUGAUGACCCACAGAAUCACCCCUUUAUCAGCACUGGUGAGAGGAGAUACAUCACAUGCUCACUGGCUCAAGAGGAUUGCUCCCUGGGCUGGUCUCUUCCCAUUAAAGCCAUGGUGAAAUCUCUCCCGCUUUGGGCCAUUGUAGUUUCUUACUUCUGUGAAUACUGGCUGUUAUCCACAGUAAUGGCAUAUACACCCACAUAUAUCAGCUCUGUACUUCAAGCAAACCUCCGAGAUAGUGGAAUCCUGUCAGCCCUGCCGUUCAUGUUUGGCUGUGUCUGCAUCAUCCUUGGGGGCCUACUGGCAGAUUUUCUGCUCUCCAGGAAAAUCCUCCGACUUGUCACUAUCAGGAAGCUCUUCACUGCUGUAGGGGUCCUUGCCUCAUCUGGAAUCCUCCUGCCCCUGCCUUGGGUCAGAUCUAGCCGCAGCACCACAAUGGCCUUCUUGGUACUGUCUUCUGUCUUUGCCAGCCUCUGUGAUUCAGGAGCCCUCAUUAACUUCUUGGAUAUAGCUCCACGGUAUGCUGGCUUUCUCAAAGGAUUAUUGCAAGUCUUUUCUUACCUAGCUGGAGGCAUAGCUCCUACUGUUGCUGGAUUUUUCAUCAGUCAGGAUUCAGAGUUUGGCUGGAGAAAUGUCUUCUUCCUUGCAGCUGCUAUUGAUGUAGUAGGCCUGCUCUUCUACCUCAUCUUCAGCCGGGCAGAGGUACAGGACUGGGCUAAGGAACCGACAUUCACCCAUCUCUGAGCAACGUUAGUGAUGAGUAAAAAAGACUUGCUUUUGUGCCCACUGGACAGCUAAAGCUCUCCUACUGGAAGAGGCUUCAUUUCAGGAUCAUUUAAGAGACCCUGGCUGUGUGAUACUAAAGGUAUUUUUUUCCAUGCCUGGAGAUUUCACAAAGGAAAGAAAAGACUGGUUAUUUAGAACUGUGUGCUCCUGAAAUCACAGGUUCUACAAAUCCUCUAUACUUUCCCCUGUUGCCAUGGGACUGGAGGAGAGUUUGCCCCGAAGUACAGCAGUGACGAGUUGGAACCACAGGAGAAUGAUACCACGAACUCUAAGCUGUCAGCAAAGAGAACCGACAGCCUGGAAAACAGGAUGUUUGUGAGCCGGAAGUUCUGCAGCUGUAGCCAAGUGAGGAGGUUAAAGAAUUACUGUGGCUCUUGGUGCGUGUAGGAUGUCUAACUGAAAAUAGUCAGGAUGAAGAGCAAUAAAAAAAUUAAUCCAUCAUGCAAAAAGCAAUGAACUUUCUUCAACUAAUACAAGAGGAGUAGUAGAAUCUAGUCAUUCCAGACAGCUUUCUGUAUGUGGAUCCUGGCUUUGGAUCAAAACCACUUCUGCAAUAAGAACACCAACCACCCAGGCACUCUCUGGAGUCCACUGUUCUAUUCACAUCUUUCUUCUUUCUGACCACUUUAGCCUGGGUCCCUCAUCUGUAUGUAGAUUUGUGCAAAUCCCUUAUGUCUUAGUCUUAGGGAGUAGAAUUGCCUUGUGUGUCUCUGAUCUCCUCAGGUACUGCUUUGCAGCAUCAUGGAUACCCUAUGCCUGUUUCUCUGAUGCUUACAAUCGCAGCCAUUGUUCACCAGGCCUCAUUUGAUGUAAAAUGUCUCCUAAAAAUGUAUGUGAGACCCGU